AUGUUGCUUCCAUCCGCUCUACCUUGCGACAUGCGCCGCCCCGCGACUCAGGCGCGCCUGGACCCCAGCCGCCAAUUCACAACCCCCCCACCAUCCGACGAUGACUUCCCAUGUAGCAAUGGUCUCUUGGGCACCUGUCGCGCCCUCCAAUCGCUUCUAAACGCUUCACCCGCUCCUUCACCACGAUGCGCAAAACCAGAGCGCCUUCAAAGUCCCCUUCACAUCAGACCCAUGCCUUCCGUCCGGUCGCGGUGGCAAAAGGACCCUAAGCCAUCACCUAAACCUUCGCGAGGCGUCAACAAACGCAAGCGCGAUCGCUCCGAAGUAAUUGAGGACACCAGCGACACAGAAAUUAUUACUCGUGGCAUUCGAUUCUCGACCCCGAAGCGCACUCGCCACGCCCCCUAUGAACUUCCUUUGGGUCUCUCGCAAUCAGACUUUUAUGCCCUUCACUCUCCACCAAUCUCUCAGUCGCCUCCAUCGCCUGCACACUGUCGUCAACUGGAACUGAGUCCCGAACAAAGCGCACAGUUGUUCAAUCCUGACGCAGUGUUGCCAUCUAUCGAAGUGACACAGGAAACCCUGUCCACCGAGACAUGGAAUGCGGACGACGACCAGCGCCUUGUCGAGCUAGUUCUUCAGAAUUUCCAGCUAUCCCAACGAGAUCUGGAGGACUGCGCGCGACGCAUGGGCAAAGAUGAUGCCAUCGUCGGACGUCGCUGGCAGGCCCUUGUGGGAGAGGGAAAUGUCGGAUUACGAAGUCGGCGAGUGACUCGUCCUCGUUGGCUAUAG
Aspergillus oryzae RIB40 is the source of this 792-nucleotide messenger RNA. RefSeq lists its product as uncharacterized. NCBI's taxonomy places the organism in Eukaryota, Fungi, Ascomycota, Eurotiomycetes, Eurotiales, Aspergillaceae. The record is from RefSeq and is a predicted model, not a curated record. Bases 1 to 792 code for a protein of 263 amino acids. The transcript has a single exon.